CACACACACACAAACACUCACACACACAUCGACAAAGAGCAAGGAGAGGAUUUGGCCGACCAAAAAAGAAGCUUUAGUGCAUGCUGAACUUCAACUAACCGCUAUCUCUGUUUUCCCCCAGCAAGACGCGAUCAUGAGGGUCUUUGUGCUUUUGGCUUUGGCCGUCUUCUCUGGCUGCAAUGCCAACCUUUUUCACGCCGAUGCUCCCAAGCCUCAGCUGGAGGUUCUGACCGACGCCUUCUGGGACUACGUGGCCAAGGCCACCCAGACGGCUGACGACACCCUGCAGAUGAUGAGGAAGUCUCAGUUUGGAGAGGAAGUCAACGCUCGUCUGGCCGAGAGCGCCGACAUCGCCAGCAAAUACGCGAGCACCUUGAAGGAGAAUCUCCCCUCGACAGCCGAGGACCUGAUGACCAAGAUCAGCUCGGAGGCCGACGUCUUGAGGAACAUGCUGAGCCAGGAGCUGAGUUCCGUCCGGCAGAAGAUGGAGCCUUUCACCGAGGACAUGAAGACCCAGAUCCGGCAGCGGGUGGACCAGCUCAAGCAGGAGCUCACCACCUACGCCGACACCCUGGACUCGGACGCGCUGAGAGAAGCCCUCAUGCAGAGGAGCGAGGAGCUGAAGGCCAGCCUGGAGACGAGCGCCCGGCAGCUGCAGGAGCAGCUGGGACCUUACACCGACAACCUGAGGGAGGCGGUGGACCAGCACCUGGUCAACUUCCAACACAGCAUGGCCCCCAUGGCCGACAACCUCCAGCGGGAGCUGAGUCAGAGAGCCCACCUGGUGGAGCAGAUGGUGGCCCCCUAUGCUGAAGACCUGAGGGAGAAACUCAACCCCUUGGCCCAGGACCUCCAGGACAAGCUCGUGGCCCUCUACCAGUCCUUUGCUCGUGUCUAGAAACAACCAAGAACAUCAGAAACUUCAUCAAUGAAACAUCCCAAUGUGAUGUAAUGUAAGGGUCAAUUACUCAACUAUUUAUUGUUCUUAUGGUUUUUUUAAGGUGUAAUAAACACAAUCCUCA
This is a messenger RNA of Nerophis lumbriciformis (worm pipefish), 1022 nucleotides long. RefSeq lists its product as uncharacterized. The record is from RefSeq and is a predicted model, not a curated record. Lineage: Eukaryota; Metazoa; Chordata; Actinopteri; Syngnathiformes; Syngnathidae. Gene Ontology annotation, molecular function: phosphatidylcholine-sterol O-acyltransferase activator activity; cholesterol transfer activity; phospholipid binding. Gene Ontology annotation, biological process: lipoprotein metabolic process; phospholipid efflux; cholesterol efflux. Gene Ontology annotation, cellular component: extracellular vesicle; chylomicron; low-density lipoprotein particle.